This is a messenger RNA of Trichomonas vaginalis G3, 603 nucleotides long. Its product is annotated as transcription-initiator DNA-binding domain ibd family. Lineage: Eukaryota; Parabasalia; Trichomonadida; Trichomonadidae. The record is from RefSeq and is a predicted model, not a curated record. The transcript has a single exon. The coding region runs from base 1 to 603 and encodes 200 amino acids.
AUGCUUGCAACACCAAACUUCGCUCAGCUUCAGAAAUGCCAUAUGGAAUACUGCCAGCUCGAUGAUAUGCAGCUAUCUACAGAUCCAUUGGUUCUUCAAUUAUCUUUUCCAGAUCAAUGUGAGUUCCUCAGAUUGUCUGCCUACUUUAAGUUCGCAUCCGAUAGAAAUAAACGCAACAUGGCUCUUAACACAUUCCAAAAGCACAUUAUGCUUAUACAAAACUUUGUUUGCCGUGGAGACUACACCGACUUCGAUCGCGGAGUUGCCUGUGGUGUUCAAUUCGGACCAAACUACAUGCUCGUUAAUACAGAAAGACUGAAAAUCUUUAUGGGUCGCUCUAAGUCUUGCCUCAACGGCUGCUUCCACAAAUGCGGUUAUUAUCAUUCAAGAAUCUUAACUGAAGAUAAUCAAAUCCUUUCCGAAUUUUCCAGAAAGUUCGGAAGACAGCUUCCAAAUCCACGCCGCUGGUGCAUAAGAUCCAACGAUCCAAAGAUCGCUGCUCCAUCUUCUGAUGCCCAAUCAGAAAGUGACUUGGAGAUUGAACCAAUAGAUUGUGUAUUUAAUGUUUCUUCUCUCCUUAAUAGAAAGUCCGAAUCCAUAUAA